Messenger RNA from Suhomyces tanzawaensis NRRL Y-17324, 1764 nucleotides. It is a transcript of the gene HIS7, whose product is annotated as imidazoleglycerol-phosphate synthase. Gene Ontology annotation, biological process: L-histidine biosynthetic process. The record is from RefSeq and is a predicted model, not a curated record. The transcript has a single exon. Bases 1 to 1764 code for a protein of 587 amino acids. NCBI's taxonomy places the organism in Eukaryota, Fungi, Ascomycota, Pichiomycetes, Serinales, Debaryomycetaceae. Gene Ontology annotation, molecular function: imidazoleglycerol-phosphate synthase activity; oxo-acid-lyase activity.
AUGGCACCAAAAGUUUACAUCAUAGACGUCGAGAGUGGCAAUUUAAAGUCACUUGCCAAUUCAAUUAAGCGCAUUGGUGAUUACGAGGUAAAAUUUAUCCACAAUGCUGAGGAAUUCAAACAGUUUGACAAAGAUAUUGAGAAGUUGAUCUUUCCAGGAGUAGGAAACUACGGUCACUUCGUUAAGGAAAUUUACUCUAGGGGUCUUGUUGAAGAAGUCAAGAAGUACAUUUCCAGUGGAAGAUCUUUGAUGGGAAUCUGUGUUGGGUUACAGGCAUUGUUCAGAGAGAGUGAAGAAAGUCCGGGCCUCGAACAUCAAGGCUUGAAGUAUUUGGAUUUCAAACUCUCUAAAUUCAACAAAGAAGACCAGUCCUUUAAAGAAAGAGGGAUUUUGAAAUCUGUACCACACAUUGGUUGGAAUAGUGUUCAAAAAAUUACUAGUGGAACUCAGAAAUUAGCUGAUGAGAAGUCUUUAUACAGUAUCAACACCAUCAACAAGUAUUAUUUUGUCCAUUCAUACGCCGCCAUACUUAAGAAUGAUGCCGACGAAAAAAUCAUCCAAGAAGCAGCAUCCAACGGUUGGGAUUUUGCAUUCAGUAGAUAUGGGUCUGAAACAUUCUUGGCUGCUGUGGCAUACAAGAACUUUUUUGCAACACAGUUCCACCCUGAAAAGUCGGGAGUUGCUGGUCUAAAGGUAAUCAAAAGCUUCUUGGAAGGAAAGAAAUUCGAAGAGUUGGAAAAGAAGGACAUUCAAAAUACUGAGGGGGUUGAAGCAACUCUCAGUGGGCUUACGAAGCGAGUUAUCGCAUGUUUGGAUGUGAGAACUAAUGAUGCAGGUGAUUUGGUGGUUACUAAGGGAGAUCAGUACAACGUUCGUAGUUCUGAUUCUGAAAGUGAAGUUAGAAACUUGGGUAAGCCAAUCGAGUUAGCAACUAGGUACUACAAUCAAGGAGCUGACGAAGUUACUUUUCUCAAUAUCACCUCGUUCAGAAACUCCCCAAUAAAGGACUUGCCGAUGCUCCAAGUAUUGAGCAAAGCUGCAGAAACCAUAUUCGUGCCCUUAACAGUCGGCGGAGGAAUCAAAGAUUUGAUUGACCCGGUGUCGGGCGAAGCCGUCCCUGCUGUCAAAGUUGCUGAUUUGUACUUCAAAUCUGGUGCCGAUAAGGUGAGUAUUGGGUCUGAUGCUGUCAAUAUAGCUGAAGAAUUUUACAAGAACAAUAAGGUUCCAACCGGAAAGUCCUCCAUCGAAACGAUAUCUGCAAAGUUCGGUAAUCAAGCGGUAGUCAUCUCGGUUGAUCCAAAGAGAAAGUAUUUAUCACUGCCUUCCGAAACCUCCAUGCGUACAAUCGAAAUCACCGAUCCCACCAAAUUCGGUCCAAAUGGUGAACGUUUCUGCUACUACCAAGUCACAUCGCAAGGUGGUCGUAAAGUACACGAGUUAGGGGCACUCGAGCUCUGCACCGCUUGUGAGAUAUUAGGCGCUGGUGAAAUCUUGUUGAACUCGAUUGAUCACGAUGGAUCAAAUAAGGGCUUCAAUCAUGAGCUUGUGAAGCAAAUCAAGAGUAACGUUGCAAUCCCAGUUAUUGCAAGCUCGGGUGCUGGCAAUCCACAACAUUUCAAAGAAGUUUUCGAGUUGGACUGUGGUGUUGACGCCGCAUUGGGGGCUGGGCUUUUCCACAGGGAAGAGUAUGAAGUCAAUGACGUCAAGCGCUACUUGCAGGAGCACAAGAUAGAUGUGAGAUUAGACGAUACUGUAGAGUUAUAG